This is a messenger RNA of Ziziphus jujuba (common jujube), 1129 nucleotides long. RefSeq names its product ABC transporter I family member 10. The transcript has 6 exons. Gene Ontology annotation, molecular function: ATP hydrolysis activity; ATP binding. Gene Ontology annotation, cellular component: chloroplast envelope; membrane. The record is from RefSeq and is a predicted model, not a curated record. Gene Ontology annotation, biological process: transmembrane transport. Lineage: Eukaryota; Viridiplantae; Streptophyta; Magnoliopsida; Rosales; Rhamnaceae. The coding region runs from base 143 to 934 and encodes 263 amino acids.
AAAAAAAAAAAAAAAAAAAAAAAAAAAACUCUGUAUCAAUAUAUUUUCUCUUACCGUAUUUCUCUCAGCGUAUCCCUCUCACUUGCAGUUGCCGGACUCAUCGCCAAGCAAGUUACUCUCCCUGUAGAGAAAGUACCAGGCCAUGAGUAGCUUUACUACCCUCAGUUCUUCUGGCUCUCUUCUUCUGCCUCCUCUCAACUCCACAUCUUCCACUAGGGCUAAUGUUACAGAGAAUAUUGCCAUUGAAGGUCGUAAUCUGAGCUUCUCAGUCAAGACGAAGCAAGGUAGAACCUUACCAAUUCUUGAAGAUUGCUCCCUUCGCAUUCCCUCGGGACAAUUUUGGAUGCUUCUUGGACCUAAUGGUUGUGGAAAAUCUACUCUCUUGAAGGUUUUGGCUGGUCUUUUGAAUCCAACGAAUGGAAAUGUGUUUGUAAAGCGGCCUAAGAGUUAUGUUUUUCAGAAUCCAGACCACCAGGUAGUGAUGCCUACAGUUGAAGCAGAUGUAGCAUUUGGCCUUGGUAAGUACAGCCUAACCCGUGAAGAAGUCAAAUUUAGGGUGUCUAAAGCUUUGGAUGCUGUAGGCAUGCUUAACUACCAGCAGAGGUCAACUCAAACGCUCAGUGGAGGUCAAAAGCAGAGGGUUGCCAUUGCUGGUGCUUUGGCUGAAGCAUGUAAAGUUCUAUUAUUAGAUGAAUUAACAACCUUUUUGGAUGAAAAGGAUCAGGUUGGGGUGAUCAAAGCAGUUAGAAGUUCUCUGGAUAGUUCUGAAGAAGUUACAGCAUUGUGGGUGACUCAUCGUCUAGAAGAACUCAAAUAUGCAGAUGGUGCUGUCUACAUGGAAGAUGGCCGAGUUGUCAUGCAUGGUGAUGCAACAAGAGUUAUGGAUUUCAUUAAAACCAGGCAAUCAUCUUAUAUCACGCAAAUCAAUUCUUGAAAAAUUAUUUCCCUCUUUUCACUUAUAAGCUCGUUUUCUUGUGUAACAUAAAAUUGUAUGUUUGUGAUAUACAUUAUCUUUGUUAUGUAUCUUCAUUGUGCAUAUAUGUGUGUCUGCUUUCCCUUCAUAUUUCCACAAUGUCUGGAGUUUGGAAUUCACCAAGGAAAUUAAAAGAGAAAGAAAUUAAAGUCUUUA